AUGUCGGUUGCAGAGGCGGAACCGAUCGCCGCGCGGAGCAGCCCGAAGGAGGAGAGCGAAGUAGAACCAGAGGAAAGACGGGGAGUUCUGGGAGGAGACGUGGCGCGGCUGGAAGCGGCUUUUGCUGUGGACUCAACUGUCACUUGCGACAACGAGGAGCUUAUUCGGCUUCGCGAGGCACUGCGCGGAUUCUGGAUGCCCGCCGAAUGGGAGCCGCACGAUGGGUGUUGGAUGAUCUGGCCCGUCAGUUCUCCCCGCAUGACCCCGCGCUCCUCGCGCUCUCUCCCCGUCGCGCCUUCCCUUCCCCUUUUCCGCUUCGUCCACCGCUUCCCAGAACGUCCCGACAACUGGCGCGACGCAGCGGCGCCAGCGCAGCAGGCGUUCGCGGCGGUGGCGGCGUGCAUCAGCCGAUUCGAGCCCGUGCGCAUGCUGGUGUCGGGCGCACAGUGGCAGAACGCGCGGCAGCAGCUGCCGCCAUCAGUGCGUGUGAUAGAGAUGAGCAGCAACGACGCGUGGGCCCGAGACAUAUGCCCCACUUUCGUGGUGAAGGACGUGCCAGGUGGUAACGAGCGACACGUGGCAGCUAUUGAUUGGACCUUCAACGCAUGGGGUGGUGCUGAGAGCGGGUGCUAUGCUGAUUGGUCUCUUGAUAACUUGAUUCCUGCCAAGCUGGCGGAGCUCAUUCCAGGCUGCACGCGCCACCGCACCUCGCUCGUCAUGGAGGGGGGUUCUCUGCAUGUGGACGGGGAAGGCACGCUCAUGACCACGGCCCAGUGCCUGCUGCACCACAGCCGCAACCCCGCUCUCUCGCGAGCAGCCAUUGAGGACCACCUCUGCGCUCUCCUUGGAGUCUCCACCGUCAUCUGGCUCCCCCGGGGCCUGCAAGGAGACGAGGACACGGACGGGCAUGUGGAUAACCUGGCAUGCUUCGUGGCUCCUGCUCACGUGCUGCUCGCGUGGACUGACGACCCCUCCCACCCGCAGUACCCAGUGUGUCAAGCAGCGCAUGAGGUGCUGUGCUCGGCCCGGGACGCCAAGAAUCGGCCUCUGCGCAUCACACACCUGCCGCUGCCACCUGCGCUCUACUACUCACACCAAGACGUGCAAGGGCUUGCACAGGAGGGGGCCCAUGCACAGCGCCAGGCAGGAGACCUGAUGGCAGCCUCCUACAUCAACUUCUACCUCCCAAAUGGUGUGGUUGUGGCGCCUGCAUUUGGCAUCCCAUCCAGUGACCAGCGUGCAUUUGAAGUGCUGCAAAAGGUUUUUCCACACCGUGAGAGCAGGAGUGCAAUGGCGACGCAAAACCCCUUCGCGCUGCUCGAUGGUGACGACAACGACGACCCCCAGGCCCUGCUGUCCCGCGUCGCGGCCGAACCUGUGAAGGUCGACGCGAGCAAGAAGGCUGCCGCUAAAAGCGCCAAGCCCGCCCCUGCUGCUGCCAAGCCUGCUGCUGCUACCACUGCACCUGCUCGCUCCAGCUACAACCGCGGAGGUCGCGGCGGCGGUCGCGGCGGAUACGGCGGACGCGGUGGCGACUACCAGACGUUCAACGAGUCGCGCGACGAUGGCCGCGCGUUCAUCGCGGAGCGCCAGGUGCGCGGGGAGGACGGCGAGAUCCGCUCGUCGUUCGACCAGCACCACCACGGCGACUUGCGGAGAGGCGGCGGAAGGGGGGGAGGGCGCGGCCGCGGCUAUGGGCGCGACGGGGGCCAGCGCCGCCCGCACCGCGAGUUCGACCGCAUGAGCGGCACCGGCCGUGGCGGGGAGAUCAAGCGCGAGGGGGCUGGCCGUGGCAACUGGGGCAGGGAGGGCGAAUACCUUGACGAGACUGUCGCGCCCGCAUCGGGGGAGGCGGAGGCGAAGGUUGAGGGCGCAGAGUCGGCGGAGCCGGCGGCGGAGGUCGCAGCUCCGGAGCCCCCUGUGCUGAGCGAGGAGGAGCUCGCAGCCCAGGAAGCUGCGCGCAAGGAGAAGGAAGAGGAGGAGAAGCAAAUGACGCUGGAGGAGUACGAGAAGGUGCUGGAGGAGAAGCGCAAGGCGCUGGCCGCCAGCAAGGCGGCGGCGCGCGUGGUGGAGGUGGACGAGGAGAUGGCCAAGAUGACGCUCAAGAAGAAGCCCGAGGGCGACGACGUCUUCGUCAAGCUGGGAGAGGAUAAGGAGAAGGCGGCGAGGAAAAAGGACGAGGACCGUCCCAAGACGGUCAACAUUAACGAGUUCCUCAAGCCGGCAGAGGGUCAGACCUUCCAUUACCGCAACACUCGCGGCGGUCGCGGUGGCGGCCGCGGCGGCGGCGGCGGCCGCGGCGGCGGCGGCGGCCGCUACGGUGGCGGCGGUCGUGGCUAUGGGGGGCGGGCGGCGGAUGCCCCUCCCCUGGACCAGUCCCACCACUCCUCACACCCCACCUCCCCAUCCGCUCCCACUCCCGCUCCAAAUCCUCAUAACCCGCUCUCCCCCUCCCCUUUCCUUCACCCCCCCCCUCCUCCCCCCACUCCCGUCUCCCCGUUCCUCCCCCCAUGUCCGCUCCCCCCCGAUGCUGCGCGCGCGCGCCCGCGCGUGCGCGCAGACAAGAAGGUGUUCCCCAAGUACGACGUGCUGGGGUGGUACUCCACGGGCACGGACGUGCGCCCUGCUGACAUGCACGUGCACAAGGCGCUGAUGGACAUCAACGAGAGCCCCAUCUAUCUGCUGCUCAACCCCGCCAUCAACCCUGCCGGGAAGGACCUCCCCAUCUCCAUCUUCGAAAGCGAGCUGCAUGUGAUAGACGGUGUGCCAUCACUCAUCUUCGUCUCUUCCACAUACACCAUCGAGACGGUGGAGGCAGAGCGCAUAUCAGUGGACCACGUGGCACACAUCAAGCCGUCCGAUGGCAGCUCAGCAGCCACUCACUUGGCAGCGCAUCUAACAGGGAUGCACAGCGCCAUCAAGAUGCUGACCACGCGGGUCAGACUACUGCACAGCCAUCUAGCCGCCAUGGAAUCAGGCGCAGUACCGUACGACCACUCGGUGACGCGCCAGGUGUCCAGCCUCAUCCGCAGGCUGCCAGCUGUCGACUCCGACCGCUUCCACCGCCACUUCCUCACCGAGUUCAAUGACACGCUCCUCAUGACAUACCUCGCCAGCAUCACCAAAUCAACUAACACGAUAAACGAGCUAGUGGAUCUAUUCGAUGUGGUGUACGACAAGCAAUCGCGCAGAGCAGCUCGCACGGCGUUCGUCUAG
This is a messenger RNA of Closterium sp. Naga37s-1, 3216 nucleotides long. The record is from the annotation of a GenBank genome assembly. Lineage: Eukaryota; Viridiplantae; Streptophyta; Zygnematophyceae; Desmidiales; Closteriaceae.